Molecule: messenger RNA, 1635 nt
Organism: Heterostelium album PN500
Lineage: Eukaryota; Evosea; Eumycetozoa; Acytosteliales; Acytosteliaceae
Exons: 4
Coding region: 1-1635 (544 amino acids)
Source: RefSeq, a predicted model, not a curated record
AUGGGUAUAAGAUGGUCACAUAUCAAAAAGAUUGACAACAAUCAGUGUUCAUUGCCUGAUUUGGUGUUGCGAAAGAUACUUGAGUAUCUAAAUCAUUGUUAUGAGCCAGAGACAAAGCUAUCACCAAAAACUACAGUUACAUCAUCAAGAUACCUCGAACUUGGAUUGGUUUGUAGUUAUUGGUUUCUCUACAUUGUACCACUCACCACAAAAUCGAUGGUUCUAAGUACGAAUGGCAACACUCUACACACCUACCCAAAACAACUGAAACAAUACAAUAGUUACAUCAACAAUCUCAACAAACACAACAAUACCAGUCGUGAACCAUCGAAAAUUGCACUUGAAAAGUUAGAGUUGAUUUUCGAUACCAUUAGACGACCUAAUUUCACACUCUGGACACUCUUCUAUCGUCCUCGACCAACCAACACCAAGAACAACAGACAAUGGUUACCAAACAAUCAAGUUUCACUCACCAAAUACUAUACCAACUUGAAAACUAUUAAGAUCUAUCGGAUUCAAACGGCUUCAAUUCGAAUGGAAUCGGUAUUAUCGACAAUUCCUACACUUACGAAACUCAGUAUAUAUCCAUCGCAUGACCAAAGACAGUAUGUACAAGGUCUUGAGCAACUACUUCAUAGUUGCACAAACAUUGUACGAUUCACAUAUAUGCAAAAAGCUGCAGGCUUUUCGGUGGCAUUCAACUUUCCCUGUACAUUAAACAAAAUCAAAACCACAGCAAUGUUCAUGCCAACCUUGCCAAUGAUGAAUCUAACUAAACUUCAUUACAGCAUGAAUCAAAACCAAAGAUCAAGAGCUAGUGCUGGAAGCUCAAAGUUCACUGGCGAACUCAUUCACCUCUUACCAAACCUCGUAGAUCUCACACUUGUCAAUACAUACGCACCUGUUUAUGGUCCAUUCCUUGCUAGAUUACAACACCUCAGAUAUCUAACAAUCAGAGAUGUGUCUAUCUUCAAGUCAAACGAUGUAGAUAGCUACAAGAAAAGUAAAAAGGUACAGCGACAAAAUGGUGAUGAUGCUACAACACCGAUUGAUACAUUCGUAGAGACAUUACUUAGAGAUUUAGAUUCAAUUACCGACCGACUUAUUCAACUUAAACUUAAAGAUCUAGAUUUCGACAGUGAAUCAUUGUGGACAGUGUUAAACAAGAUGGAUUUAUUGCAAAGACUUUCAUUAGAUACAUCGGAACCAGUUAAUAACUAUGUACUUCAAUUGAUUCCUCAUCUCGAAUUGUCAAUGCCAUCACUUAGACAUGUGACAUUCAAUGUUAAUUUUGACACAGAGUGGAUAACAAGAUUGCAUGACUUUUUAAUUGGUAACGAUACACUCACUUCACUCAGCAUUGCCAAUAUCGAUCAUCUUCAACAAACAGAUAUUCACUCUGAUCACAUAACAGUAAUACCAAAACAACAUCGAAAUUCAAAGAACAAUCUCAUUCGUAGUAUCAAAGAAAAGGUUAUAUUAACACAAAACUCUAGAAUACCAAUGUCAAAACACCGUUGUGCAAUAAUGUAUAUAGAAAUAAAUAUUUUAUUGUUAUUUAUGAUAAAUUUAAAAGUAUAUGUAAUACAAAAUCAAUUAGAUAACAAUCUUAAUAUGUUUAAACAACCAGCAUGA